UGCUUUUGUUUGCUUUCGUAUUCAUUUCAUAAAAUAAAGUUCCAAUACAAGCAAAGCAAACAUUUCUAUUUUCUUGUAUUGGUUUAGUUUGGUUUUCAUUCAAAUGAUUAAAAAUUUGAUUACAUAAAUUAAAGUGCUUUUUUUGAGGGAUUGUCAAUGGAAGAAGGAUACAUAAGAAGCAAGUUCAAAAGGAUGUGUGUGUUCUGUGGAAGCAACUCUGGCCACAGAAAAGUCUUCAGUGAUGCUGCUCUUGAAUUGGGCAAUGAACUGGUGAGGAGAAAGAUAGACUUGGUGUAUGGUGGAGGAAGUGUUGGGUUAAUGGGUUUGAUAUCCCAGACUGUUUAUGGUGGAGGUUGUCAUGUACUUGGGAUUAUUCCAAAAGCUCUCAUGCCGCUUGAGAUAUCUGGAGAAACUGUUGGAGAAAUGAAAACUGUUUUAGACAUGCAUGAGCGUAAAGCUGCAAUGGCCCGAGAAGCUGAUGCUUUUAUUGCACUUCCUGGGGGAUAUGGUACCAUGGAAGAGCUGUUGGAGAUGAUAACCUGGUCCCAACUUGGAAUCCAUAAGAAACCGGUAGGUCUGCUAAAUGUUGAUGGGUACUAUAAUUUUUUGCUUGCGUUAUUUGACAAUGGCGUCGAAGAAGGUUUCAUCAAACCGGGUGCUCGGCAGAUAAUUAUUUCUGCUCCUACUGCCAAAGAACUUCUGGAAAAGAUGGAGGAAUACACUCCUUCUCAUGAACAUGUUGCUUCCCAUGAAAGCUGGCAGAUGGAGCAACUCGGUGAUUAUCCAAGGCAAUAAAAUGUGUAGUAAAAUAGUGGUGAUCAUACUAUAGCUUCAAACGGUUACUCUUUGCUGCUCUCAUAGUAUAUUAUGGAGCUCACUGACUCCAUCUUGAGAGAAGUUACAAAGAUAUUUCCUUAAGAGGUUGAAAGGACAUCUUGAUUUAUGGUAUCCAGCUAGAUAUAUAUGGACAGCUGGAAUUUUCAUUUGUACCUAUUUAGAUUCUAACCUGCUAAGUAUUCUUAGUAGUUUCUAGAUGAUGUUCCACUUAAAUUACACUUGAAGCAAUAGCUGAGGCUUCUUUUUCCUCCUUUUGUAUGUUUUCUAAGAGGAGUUGAAAUGGAGCUAUUUUUUUGAACUUCAAAAGAGAAAUUAUUGCUUCAUCGCA
This is a messenger RNA of Mangifera indica (mango), 1165 nucleotides long. RefSeq names its product cytokinin riboside 5'-monophosphate phosphoribohydrolase LOG8. Gene Ontology annotation, biological process: cytokinin biosynthetic process. Bases 157 to 795 code for a protein of 212 amino acids. The record is from RefSeq and is a predicted model, not a curated record. Gene Ontology annotation, cellular component: nucleus; cytosol. NCBI's taxonomy places the organism in Eukaryota, Viridiplantae, Streptophyta, Magnoliopsida, Sapindales, Anacardiaceae. The transcript has 8 exons. Gene Ontology annotation, molecular function: hydrolase activity, hydrolyzing N-glycosyl compounds.